This is a messenger RNA of Didymodactylos carnosus, 4626 nucleotides long. NCBI's taxonomy places the organism in Eukaryota, Metazoa, Rotifera, Eurotatoria, Philodinida, Philodinidae. The record is from the annotation of a GenBank genome assembly.
AUGAAUAUUAACGACCAAUUAUAUUUAAGACCCAUCAAUAUGAAUAUUUUACAAACAGUUUAUUCGACUGAAAAUACGUCCGAUUCAUCCACGGUCACCGUAGAAUUUACUUUUAACAAUAAUUUAUCAUUAACAUUUUACAAUUGUGUAUCUAAUUUAUUAGAUUUAACAAUACCCUAUCGAUUAUUAAUGGAAAAGAAUAUAAAUCAAUGUUGGUUAUGCUUAUAUAAGAGUGAAACAAAUGAUUUAGAAAAUCAUUUACAAAGUAAUCAUUUUAAAAUUGGACAAAUAAUUUGUCCACUCUGUACUAGUAUAAUGAAAAAUUUAAUCGAAUUACAAACACAUUUGUCUAAUGUACAUUUACAAAUGAAAAAAAUGUUAUCUAUUUCACCGAAAUAUUCAAUGGACAUGGUAAAAUCACCAUCAUUAACGACUGAAACUUUAUACAAAUGUUUAAAAUGUACAUCAACAUUUAGCGGUAAAAUGCAAUGGUUACAACAUGUUCUUCAUCAACAUUUACCAUUAUUUACAAAUAAAUGUUUAUGUUGUUUACAAACAAUAAAUAAAAUUGGAAAAUUAAUUUGGCACAUUACUCAAACACACGAACAAGAUGAAUUUACGCAAAAAUGGGCAGAAAUAGAUCCGACAAUUCAUUUAACAAAUCACUCAGCAACAUCUUACACAACAAAAACAGAUGUAAAACUACCAAAGAAAAAAGCUACAUUUCAUCGACAACAAAAAGAACGAAGCGUAAUGGAAAAACCACAAAAUGGUUUCUCCAACCAUGUUGUUGGUGAUAAAAUCGUAAAUGACCAAAAAUCAUCAGAAUAUCAGGAAGUGAUGUUUGUUGGCUCAGAACGUACUAUAAAAAUGGAUUCUGAUAUUGAGAAGUAUGUUCAACAAUUGGUCAAUACGAUUUAUGCUAAAACAAAUGAAGUUGAACAAACAAAAUCAGUCAAUGUUACUCAACAUAAACCUUCGUCACGUACAAUAUCAAAACGUUUAAGAACACAAACAUUACGUCCAAAAUUAAAUACUGUACCAACAACAAAUAGACAAAAAACGAUUAUACCACUUACAAAUAAUGGAUCUAGUAUAAAAAAAUCUAUACAAAAUAAUUUACCAAAUCCUCUACUAGAUAAUAUUGUUAAUCAAAUUGUUAAUAAUAUAAUCACAAUAACAAAUAAAAAAGAAAUUGAAAAUCGUGAACAAGCAAUAUCAACAGUAUCUACUAUUCAAUCUUUAUCAUCAACAACAUCAAAUGAAUUAUGUAAUUUAUUUUCUUAUGUAUGUCCUAUCUGUUAUAAAGCUUUUGAACAGUCAUAUUAUUUACGUACACAUUUUUUUAAUUAUCAUCAAAUACAAAAUCCAUUUGUCUGUCAGUAUGAUUCUUGUUUAUCGUUAAAUAAUAUAGGCAAUGAUUAUCUACAACAUUUAUGUAAUUAUCAUUCGGAUAAUUCACUUUUACUAUCAAUAUUAUUAUCAUAUCGAUUAAAAGAGCUCAUUAAUGGUUAUUUAUGUAAAUUGGAUAAUUCUUAUAAUAGAAUAAUGAAAACAAUUGGAGAUAAACAAACUAAAAAUGAAUUAGAGUUAAUGUUAAUGCAGAAUUUUAAUGGAGUUAACAGUGAUUCCUACUUCUAUCAUACAAAUGUAUCAGAUUUAAAUAGUUUAUGUCAAAAAAUUGAUGCUCGUAUAGUAUAUCGUAAAUAUUUUGCUAAAAUUCCUUUGUCAUUAACCGAUGAUCAAUUAAAACAUCAAACAAAUCUUAAUUAUUAUCAGUGUAAAUUAUGUUCAAGUAUAUUUCGUUUAUAUUCGAGUUGUCAAGAACAUAUUAAAAAUAUUCAUACAUUUUCUAAAUGUCAGACAUGUUUACAUUGUCAUGAAUUAGUUAAAACAACAAAUAAUAACAAUGACAAAUAUCGACAACAUUUAAUUACAUGUCCAACAUUGACACCAGCAAAUAACAUUAAUACGAAUAUUAGAGAAAUGAAAAUGGAUGAAGUUAUAACAUCCAAUCCUGGUUCAAUAACUUCGUGCGAUAUUGAAACUGACAAGCGCUCUUCUGAAUCUCAUGUAGAAAAGUCAACAUUAGUAUCGGUGAAUAAAACGUUCUCCGUUGAUAAACAAAAAACUCAAGAUCAAGAAACGAAUAUAAACAAUAAAAAACGCUGUUCUAACAGAAAAAUUUCUUUAUCAAAUAAAAAACAUAAACAGUCAUCAAAUUUGACUACAUUAAAGGUAGUCGAAGAUGUUGAUUAUCCACCACCAGCUUUACAACGAAUUUCAUUAGAUCAAAUAUGUUCGAAACUUGUUAAAGGUAUGGAUAUUACACAUGAGCAAUGCAUUAAUGCAAGUUAUCUGCUCAAACAAUUAGUCAUACACGAUAAGCCAUUAACAAGAUUGAACUAUUAUACAUGCACUGAUUGUGUAACAACAUUUCCUGAUAUAUUAACAGCAUUAAAUCAUCUGUUAUUAUUCCAUUUACCAAAAUGCUGUCUAUGUUCAAAAUGCUUAACUAAAUUUGGUCAUAUAGAAAUACAAUCCGGUUUAAUAUUAGAUCAUUUGAUUGUGUGUGAAACGAAUAAUCACAUCAAUAUAUCGUUUAUAAAAUUAAUGAAUGCAAAACUGACUGAACAAAAGCAAGAUGAUCAGACACCACAAUUAUCAACGACAUUAUUAAUACAUCAAAAUAGAAAGAAUCAACAGGUGUUGCCAAUGUCUAUCAAUCAAUCGCUGAAUAAUACUUCGAAUAGUAGCAGCGGUAUUAUUUCCAACGAUACUGCUCCACAAUCAUUAACCAUUCAAUCUAAUGAUGUGAACAAGAAACAACAGCAGAAGGAGCAACUUAUAUGUGUUGUUGAUAGCGACGUUACUUGUUCGUUAUGUUUCAUGAAAUUUCCAACUAAUGUCGAUUUUCAAACCCACAUAACAAAAACUCAUUUAAUUUACAACUGCACAUUAUGUCCAAAACCCGGUGGAGAGUAUGAACAGUUCAUUGGUUCAACAUCUUACCAUGAGCAUUUAAUCUCAUUUCAUUUAUCACAAUCAACACCAUUUUAUCGUUGUUAUUUAUGUUCAAUAAAGUUUGAAUCAUUUUCUUCCUUAUGCUUACAUUUACAAAAAAACUGUUUAUCCCAGUGCCAACAUUGCGAUUUAUGUCAGCAGCCAUCACAGAUCAGUUAUUCAACUCCAAUUGAUCUAUUUCAACAUAUUAUUCAAGAACAUCAGAAUAUCAUUCAACUUUACCUUCAGUGUCCACUAUGUCUGAUCGAUGUUAACAAAGAUAAUUUAAAUGAUCAUUUUGAGCAGGAAACAUGUCUACGCAAAAUAAAAACGGAACCAAUUGAAUAUCCUAGUACGACGUUAGAUACAUCAAUUAAAGUUUAUUGCACGUUAUGUAAACAAAUAUUAAUUUUGAGUAACAUGGAUGAUAUUCAAGCACAUUCAUGUACAAGUGAACAGUUAUUUACGAAUACGGGCUCAAUGAAUGAAUUAAUUAUUGAUUCAGUGUACUCACUAACAAAUGAGAGUUUUAUGAGUAGUGAUACUAGCGAGGAUAGUGCAUCAUUACCGCAAACAUUUUCAUUGUCACUAAUACCGUCCAUGGGAUGUUCUAGAGAUAUAACGUUUGUUGAAAAUGAAACGGUAACUGCAAAUCAAGUAAAUAAAGAAUCAGCACCUAUUAUUAAUCAUGUCCCUGAUCUUGAUAAAGAGAUAUCAACAGAGUCAAAAAUCAUAGUAGAAGAGAAAAAUACUGUUUUAAAACAAAAAACACAAUUAGAUCUAUCAUCUUCUUUAAAUGGCCGUAUUGUAUCGCGUUACGGAAGAAUAAGAAAGCAAACAUCAAGACAACAGAGCCCUCCAGCAUUAGUUCGUCACAAUAAUGUGAAACGCUUAACUAAAAAUAACAUCGAUAGAGAACAACAACAAUUGCCACCUCCGCCUGUCGCAGCAAUCAAAUCAAAACAAUUAACGGAAAAAUUAUUGAAAAAAAGGGAUUCAGUAACAACAAUAAUUACGAAUGAUCGAGCCAAAUUAGCUUGUCAGACAUUGAUAAUAAGAACAGCCAGUCGACAAACUUCGCGAACAUCAACAGCAUCCACAUCUUCAGCAGUGCCAUUAACUAAAACACAAUUUGUUACUGAUGAAAACCAAAAACGUUUAUUUGAUGAAAAAUCGUCGUUAUUGUCGAUGUUACCAUCGUGUAAUAAUAUAAAUAUAAACAAUAAUAUUUUCAAUAAUGUAUCAUGUACAAAUAUUCAACCUUCUCCGUCAUCUAUAAAUCCUGUUUUAUUAAAACUAAUGACACCGUCUCAUUCACAACAAUUUUCAACAUCUCCAACAAUAACUGCCAUAACACCGACGCUGAAUAAUAAUGCCUUAAUAAAUCUUCUUCAAUCAUCAGCGAACGAUAUUUUAUCAAAAACAAUAGCUACGUCAUUAUUACUCAAUAUGAACACCGGUAUAAUAGACACAUCCCAACAACAACAACAACAACAACAACAACAACAGAAUGUUACUAACAACGGUCUGGUGUUACAAUUACCACCAUCAUUUUUCCAAAAUGUACAAACAAACGGAUUAGAAUUAAAACUUCUAUUACCUACGAAUAAUAAUAAUUCUUGA